CAGCCACAGCGGGAGUGGGUGUGUCGAUGCGGGCCAGUGCAGCCUAGUCGCUGCUUGUGCGCACUCUGAAAAAAAAGAGGAAAAAGUUGAUGAUGACUUCAGUGUGAGCGCGGCCCGCCUCGGAGUGGGCUUACGCGGUAGGAAUGGCAGUUUGGACCCGAGCGGACAAAAACGGCCAACUGGACCUUCUGCUGCGCGACCGCUGGAUCCGAGUGGCCGCCGAACUCACCCGAGAAAGGCUGACUUUAACGGCCGAGGCGGAGGCGACGGGACCGGGGGGAAAUCAAUGGGACUACAACAACUCCUCGGCGGGCCUGCGAAAUGGCAUGUCGAACGGAAACGAGCCGGGAACGAGUCCAGGGAACCCCGGUCGUGGUCCGUACUCGGGUCCAGAUCAACUCCAGACCCAGAACCAAGGGGGCAGGGGGCGCAGUGGCAGCCCGGGGCGCGGGGGUGUCAGUCGGUCUCAAAACGACGGCAACUACGGUCCUAACAGCCCCGGGAAGUACCCGAAUAACUGCACGAACUCUGAAUUUGGAAGCCCCGGAUCCAGCUACGGUAGUCCCGGGUCCAGCUUCGGCUCGAGGCAGGGCGACGUUCCGGUCAGCCUGGACGGCUCCUCGGAGGCUGUGCGGAAAGUCCGAGUGGUGAAACAGGAGUCCGGAGGGCUCGGGAUCAGCAUCAAAGGUGGGCGCGAGAACCGGAUGCCGAUCCUCAUCUCCAAGAUCUUCCCGGGGCUCGCCGCCGACCAGAGCCGGGCUCUUCGGGUGGGCGACGCGAUCCUGUCGGUGAACGGGAACGACCUGCGGGAGGCGACGCACGACCUGGCGGUCCAGGCGCUUAAGAAGGCGGGGAAAGAAGUAACGCUGGAGGUCAAGUACAUCCGCGAGGUUUCUCCGCUCUUCAAGAAGCCGUCCCUGGUGGCUGACCUGCCGUGGGACGGCGCCCGCGCCCAGUCGCCUAGCUACAGUGGCAGCGAGGACUCCGGGUCGCCCAAACACUGUGGCGCCUCCUCCAAGGACAGGAAAGUCAUGAGCCUGAAGAUGUGCUUCAUCUGCAGGAACCUCACCAUGCCCGAUCUGGAGAACAGACUUUUGGAGCUGCACUCCCCGGACGGCCAGCACACGGUGGUUCUGCGCUGCAAAGACGGCGCCACCGCCAACUCGUGGUUCACCGCCGUCCACACCAACAUAGCCGCCCUGCUGCCGCACACACUGGCUCACAUCAACGCCUACCUGGGGGCCUCGUCGCCGGCCCCCACGCACCCCCAUCUCCAACACAUCGGCUGGCUGGCCGAACAGGUGCAGCUGGAAGGCGGUCGGCAGCAGUACAAGCCAGUGGUGAUGGCGCUGACGGAGAAGGACAUUCUGCUCUUUGAAUCGGUGCCGUGGAGCAGAGAGUCCUGGUCCGUCCCUCUGCUCACACACCCGCUGCUGGCCACCAGACUGGUCCAUUCCCGCGGUGCCCGGGCCCAGGGUGUGGACAUGGUGUUCGUCACUCGGACGGGCACCGGCCGCGGCAUCGAGUCCCACAUUUUCCGAGUGGAGACCCAGUGGGAUCUGUCCACGUGGACGCGGGCCCUCGUGCAGGGGGCGCACGCCGCCGCUGAGCUCAUCAAAGAAGUCUCCAUUGGUUGCACGUUGAAUCGGCAGGACGUCCGGCUCACGCUGCACUACGAGAGGGGCUUCACGGUGACCAGGGAGCCGGCGGACCCCCCCGGGGGCGCUGUGCUCUACAGAUACCCCUACGAGAAGCUCAGGAUGUCCGCCGACGAUGGGAUACGCAACCUGUACCUGGACUUCGGGGGUCCCGAGGGAGAGAUGGUGUUCGACCUCCACUCGGGGCCCAAGCCGGUCGUGUUCGUCCUCCACUCCUUCCUGUCAGCCAAGCUCACCCGAAUGGGCCUUCUGACGUGAAACAACCGACCCAAGACUCUCCCUCAGCGCUGAUACCGGGGUGGAGGGGUCGGGGGGAUUGAUUUCUAAUUUCCUUUUUUAUUUUUUAUUUCAACUUCUCCAUUCCCAGCUGAAGCCGCCGAGUCUAACUGUUGAUUGUCUCUUAAUUGUGCCUCCUCCUCCUACUUCUCCUCGACCUUUUGGGUGGGGGGAGUCAUGAGGUGUCCAGAGACGGUUCCACAUAAAGUAUUGAGUAUUAAAUAUAGCCGAACAUUCCAUGAAAUGAUGCGUUGAUUAUCUGAUAUGAUGUUAAAGAAUCUGUGCCAUGUGCACCUUGAGCAAAGUGUUUUUAACAUCCAAGCAAAGGAAGGACUUUUAGACCAUGCCUAUCAUUCCACAACCGCCUUCCUGUGUGUGUGUGUGUGUGUGUGUGUGUGUGUGUGUGUGUGUGUGUGUGUGUGUGUGUGUGUGUGUGUGUGUGUGUGUGUGUGUGUGCUGACAGACUCACCUUUUUAGCACAUUAACUAUUGUCGUAAUCAGGAGAGCCGAUUGUGCCUUUUCACAUGUAGUCCAAGGAACUCUUUGUGUCAUUUUUCUCCUUUUGAUGCACCAUAAGAGAAGUUUAAGCUUCUGACUUACAAGCAAUAGUAUUACUCUUACAGUGUAAAGCAUGUUACUUGGUAACAGUGACUCAUGUUACUGUUUCUUUUUUGAAGUGUGUACCUGACGAUAGCAGGACCUCCUGACAUUGAUCUCUGUGUCGGAUGAUGGUCGUUGAUUCCACUUUGCUUGAGGUAACUGGUGUCUUGUUACCAUUCCUGUUAACAGGGCUUGUUUUAGAGGGAGACACCACAUGACAAAAGUCCCAUUGUGUACGAAUGAUCUGUGAUCUGUUACACAACGGUAUUUUGCUACUACUUCCCAUUAAAGUCUCAGAAUGCCAAUGAAAGUCUGAGAAAAUAACCUUCACUCAAUCCACCUGCUUCCUCUCUGAGCUUUUUAGUUGCAUCUCACAGUCUCCGUUGUCACGGAGAUGGCUCUUUCGUGUAAUAGGUGUUUUCAUAAUGGAGUGGUUCUCUGUGGUAGAUGUGAAUGACCUCGAUCUUUUCCCUAUUUGCCCAUUUUCAACCAACCGAGGAGACUUUGGAGGUCGCUCCGAUGCCUGUUUGACUUCUAUUUGUAUCUGUCACUUGUAGCCCGAGCGUUAACGGCGUAGAGAGGUCACAUGAAGGUGACUGGGCCUUAGGGUGAGGUCGUGUGUCAAACUAUGGAGCCCAAGCAGAAGAAGGUUUGUGCUCUUAGAAAUACUGUGACAAAAUGAAAUACCAUUCAAACAAAACAGCCAUUUGGUUAUCUCUUAAGUUUGAGCUUUGAAGUCAGCGACCUAGUUACCGUCUUCCUUCAGCUCCUCUGUUCUGUACCGGUGCCAGAUGUUGAGACACGUCUCAUUAUGGAGUUCAGCGUGACUGACGGUUUUUCAUAACCAUCAGUCGGCCGGUUUAUGUUGCUACGGGAACCUUUCCAGUCAGUAGGCCCUCUGUUGGACACAAUGGUGCAUUGUGUCCACUGACUGUGAAACCCAGGAGAACGAGACAUCCCCUCUGUCCACAGAUACGGGACAGUCCCCAGUUGAACCACCUUCCCUCUGUUUCGGACUCGGAUGUCCUUGUCAGGGUUUGAACAACUUAAUUUGCCUUUUUCUUCAAAAAAAGCGGAACAGUGUACCCUAAUAGGUGCACGCUGUGUGCUUCUUCCUUCUGUUCAUUCAAUGUCGAUCCGACCCACUGCACAGAUCUGAUUGUCUUAAGUUGGUCCACCGUCUACAAGGCUGUCGCUUUUUGAGCUUGAUGCACUAACCAAUGGAACCCCAUUAAAUCUGUGAAUGUAAACCUCUCCUCCGCUUCUCCUUGAGACAUCUUUUUCAUCUCCUUACGAUCUGAGGCUGUCCUGUCUAUGCAAAGCAAUGCUUCAGCAAAGGGGUUCUGAACCAAAGGUAAUAUCUGUGGCAGCUUGCGUCACUCACAAUCAUUGAACGGGAUGACGCGUCAACCUGUCAUAUGCAAACUAUGCUAGUCUUCCUUUCAGGGUACCGUAUACAAUGUAAUAAUCUCAAAUGUACAUACCUACCAAUAAAACUGUUACAAAUCAGAUAGUGUGUGGGGUUUGUGUCCGUUGAUUUAUAAUAUAAACUCUGUUUACUUUUACAAAUUCUAGUCAUGUGUUGUUUUUUUUCUUUAAUGAUGGUAGAACUACUCCAACAUCCCCACGGAUGCUGCUAUAGCAGCCGUCCCUUCAUGCCU
This is a messenger RNA of Pungitius pungitius (ninespine stickleback), 4195 nucleotides long. RefSeq names its product syntrophin, beta 2 (gene sntb2). NCBI's taxonomy places the organism in Eukaryota, Metazoa, Chordata, Actinopteri, Perciformes, Gasterosteidae. The coding region runs from base 144 to 1916 and encodes 590 amino acids. Gene Ontology annotation, molecular function: structural molecule activity; protein binding. Gene Ontology annotation, cellular component: dystrophin-associated glycoprotein complex; synapse; intracellular anatomical structure. The transcript has 7 exons. The record is from RefSeq and is a predicted model, not a curated record.